UUUGGAAUGGGUACCUCUCCUUCCAAGCAAUCAAAGACUUGUUGCAAGAAAGUCUCAACAACUACAGAGCAAGACCGGUACCUACUGUCUGUCUCUAACACCUAACGCUACCCAAAGCCCACCACCACUCUACUUUUCUAUGUCCUUUUGUAUAAUCUCCGUCUCCUCCUCCUCCUCCUCCUCCUCUUCCGUGGCUCCACCUCGGCCUCCUCCUCCUCUGCCUCUUUUUGUUUCGAGCAGCCUUCUCGACUCUCAUGGCGAAACAUCAAUAUGAGAUGGCGUUAACUCUUCUUGUAGUUGCCUCCCUUGGCAUCGUCUCCUUCGUUUCAUGCAUAGCCGCCGAGAUUAAGCGAACGAAGGACGACGAGCUCAAGUUGCUGGGAAGAAUGUGUUAUUUGCCAGAAAGUCAGGCAUUUGGGUUCGGAGUUGCAGCCUUGAUAUGUUUGCUUGCUGCCCAGAUCGUCGGAAAUUUGAUUUUUUGCAGUUAUGUUUGUUCAAGAGAUGAGAAGAAGAAGAAGAUGAAGGGUACGUCUUCUACCACUACUACAACCACCAGCUCCAAAGCCAAAAGACCGAUGGUUUCGAUGGCUCUUUUGUCCAUUUCUUGGAUGAGCUUUGUAAUAGGGGGGACAUUGCUGAGCACGGCAACUAGCAUGAGCAGAGAGCAACCGUACGGACGAGGAUGGCUGGAUGGGGAGUGCUACUUGGUUAGACAAGGAAUCUAUAUUGGUUCAGGGAUACUCAUCCUCAUUGCAAUCGGUUGCACACUCGCCCUAAUCAUCGUCACCGCGACGAGGAGCCGAGUUGAAGAUGGCUUUAAAGUAAAAGACCAAAGCACAAGUAGUGAAUUGCCAUAAUAGAUAAGAAUUUUCUCUUCACCCACUACAGUCCGCGUUCGAACCCUCCCCCUCUCCCUCCCCCUCCCCCUCCCCCUAGUCUAGCUAAGAAUAGAAAUAUCGCU
Molecule: messenger RNA, 961 nt
Organism: Malus domestica (apple)
Lineage: Eukaryota; Viridiplantae; Streptophyta; Magnoliopsida; Rosales; Rosaceae
Product: protein MODIFYING WALL LIGNIN-2
Source: RefSeq, a predicted model, not a curated record